Paramormyrops kingsleyae is the source of this 2820-nucleotide messenger RNA. RefSeq names its product transmembrane protein adipocyte-associated 1 homolog. Lineage: Eukaryota; Metazoa; Chordata; Actinopteri; Osteoglossiformes; Mormyridae. The record is from RefSeq and is a predicted model, not a curated record. Gene Ontology annotation, molecular function: G protein-coupled receptor activity. Gene Ontology annotation, cellular component: plasma membrane. Gene Ontology annotation, biological process: G protein-coupled receptor signaling pathway.
AACGUUUCGUUUCUACGUGUAUGGACCUGUCAGGUGACAGAGGGACUUGGGUAUUGGUUUAGUUGGUUGGUUGGUUGGUUUGUUGUUUAACAACAAAGGCAAUUGAUAUUUACAUGAAAAUACCUAAAAGAUCACCCAUCGGUAUGCGUACACGGAUCUUGUGAAACAGGACUAUUUAAUGCGAGGCAUCUCCUAUUUGCAGGCGAUCAGACUGCAGCAUGCUGGACGCCGUGACCGCAGUGGUGAGGUUUACUGUCUAUGGCAAUGGCAGCGUUCUCCCUACGUCAGCCGGGAACGCCUCCGCGGCCCCCACCUGGUACCCGGAGCCAGAGGCCAACAUCACCAGGCCACACAAGUGUCUACAGAUCCUCUAUGAAGACAUUGGCACCUCUCGAGUACGUUUCUGGGAUGUGCUGCUGCUGGUCCCUAACGUGGCCUUCUUCGUGUUCCUGAUGUGGAAGCUGCCGUCGGCCCGUGCCAAGAUUCGUGUCACCUCCAGCCCUAUCUUCAUCACAUUCUACAUACUGGUGUUUGUGGUGGCGGCAGUAGGGAUCACACGUGCCAUUGUCUCCAUGACUGUAUGUGCCUCCAACGCUGCCACUAUCAUUGACAAGGUGCUGUGGGAGAUCACUCGCUUCUUCCUGCUCACCAUCGAGCUGAGUGUCAUCAUACUGGGGCUGGCCUUUGGGCAUCUUGAGAGCAAGUCCAGCAUAAAACGAGUUCUGGCCAUAACUGCUGUACUGGCACUGGUGUACUCCGUGUCACAGGGCACCUUGGAGAUCUUGUUCCCUGACCAACACUUGUCUGCGGAGGACUUCAACAUCUACGGCCAUGGGGGGCGCCACUUCUGGCUGGCCAGCUCCUGCUUCUUCUUCCUGGUUUACUCUCUGAUAGUCAUCCUUCCGAAGACUCCGAUCAGGGAGAGGCUGUCCCUGCCAUCCAGGAGAAGUUUCUACAUUUAUGCUGCCAUACUGUCAUUUCUCAACUUCUACCAGGGCCUGGGCAGUGCUCUGCUCUGUGCCGACAUUAUCCAGGGGCUGUGCUGUGUUGAUGUGACAACGUUCCUGUACUUCUCUGUGUUUGCGCCGCUGAUCUACAUCACGUUUCUCCGAGGGUUUUUUGGCUCAGAGCCCAAGGUCCUGUUCUCAUACAAGUCUCAGAUUGACGAGCCCGAUGACACAGAUGUGCACCUUCCCCCCACCACUGUUGUGGGCCGCAAGGUGCUGGGACGGGGCCCCUACUCCAACACGCAGAUCGACGGCUCGGCGGCUUACCUGGAUGAUGUCGUGUCUGGGCCCUUUGGGGUGGGCAGCAUCAACAAUGCCGACAGUGACCACUGGAGGCCCAUCAACGUCUAGGUUUUGGGUGGCUCCUGUGAGGAGAAGACGGAGAGGCCUGGUUAACGCCACCUUUCCAGGACCUGUUGACUUGUGGGAUCAGGCACGACAGACACACCGCCAAAACCUUCAGCGAUAGUUGAGACUUUUCUGCAAAGUCUACGCCUGAAGUUCAUAGCUAUCUUAAAUAGUUGUCCCCUAAAGGUUUGAUAGCAAACUGGGCCAAAAAUCCUAGGACAUGUGACACCUUCUACAAGUACAUUCCCUUUUGACUCACUGGGUUUCUUAUUGUCUCGUAAUGCUAUAGUUGUUAUCUUGGCACCGACCUGUAGGCACUGUGCCUCAUGGUUUAGAGAUCUCCAUCAGGGUAUUAAACAUCUAAGAAGGAAAUGCUUGUGUUAUAUUAAGUGUUUUGACUUUAGCAUUAUUGGUAUUAUUAGUAGAAUCAGUACUCGAUGUAUGCGUUAUGUUCAUUAUUUUACAUGAAGAAGCCCUGCAUAAAAACAGUGAGCUCUGAUGUUUGCAGGAUGUACGGCUCGCAUCUUGUGCACUGAUGCAUCUACGUAAUAAUUGCACGUUUGGCUUUUAUCCUUGGCUCCUUUCCAGUUGAGUUGUCUUAUUCUGUGAAUAGUGCACCUUUGUACGCACACACGCACACACUAUUACCCAGUGAUUCUCAAAGUGAAUCUGAGAUUUUAAUAACACAUGUUAAACACACCUUAAGCCUGGACUCCCUAAAAGAUUUUUGAAACCCGCAGAAGAGACACCAGCGAUCAUUCGUUUCUCCUGCCAAUAUCACUGAGCCAUGUAGAUUUGAGAUGGGGCUGAACACAGUGUUGUACGCCGCUUUGAAUAAUUUUUACUGGUGCAUCUCCACUCAUUAGAUUCUGUUGUGGAUGUAUUUUUUUAUUCCUGAACCUGUCAUUGCAUUAAGUAUUUUAUGUGCAGAGGUAGUAUGUCUACAAAAAUGAAUUACUAUUCUGUCUGCAAACUUGAUAAGUUAUUCAUGUAUGUUCUGUGCUUUUUUGUGAUAACAUUUCUUCUGCAAGUAUAAACCUAAAAUAAGGGGUUGGGGAAAGGGAAAAACAAAAAUGUGGAAACUGGUAGAACUCUCCAGUAAUUUUGAUCUAACAAUGCUGAUUGCGUGCAGGUAGUCGUUCUAGGCUAUGCCUCUUGCUUAACUGGACCUUUUACCAGCAAAUUAUUGAUACUGUCACUAUGAAUGUCCUCAAACACAGUAGAAAAAAAUGUUUAUUUUUGUGCACUCUUGAUCAAAAUAAUGGGGUCAGAUGAGUAAUUAGCCAAGAAUUCCCAGAGGUGAAACUUAUAUGUACAUACAUAAUAGACUUCAGCUAAAGAUUAAAAAAAAUAUUUGUAUGUGGAUGGAUUGUUUUGGAAAAAUACUACAAUUUUAAUUAUUAUUUCAUUACAAUACUGCAUUAGGUUUUUUUCUGCAAGACAUUAAAUCAUGUGUUGAACAUUA